Molecule: messenger RNA, 1444 nt
Organism: Chlamydomonas reinhardtii
Lineage: Eukaryota; Viridiplantae; Chlorophyta; Chlorophyceae; Chlamydomonadales; Chlamydomonadaceae
Exons: 6
Coding region: 162-803 (213 amino acids)
Molecular function (GO): phosphatidylinositol binding
Source: RefSeq, a predicted model, not a curated record
AGCUAUCACAUCAAUUCGUUGAUAACAAGUACUUUGCAUACAGUACGUGACUUGCACUGAGACCGGCUUCUGAUUUCUUCCACAGCAACACCGCGGUCAGAAUGUCGCUGCAUCUGGAAGAUGAAAUUAACAAGCAGUAUGGCGACAAGCAACGCGUUAGUAUGCUGGACGCCAAGAAGAACCCGCUGCUCAUCUCGAUUCUGGAUGCGGUGGACACGCUGAAGAACAUGGAGGCGCAGAACAAGCUGCCCGUGGAUGCCAUCAAGAACUGCAGGGGCCUGCUGACUAUGCUCACCAACAAGGUCGGCUUUGGCGUGUCAGUCACUCAAGGAUACGGGCUGGUCAUUGCCCGCCUUCCAAACAGCCCCUCCGGAUGGUCGGCGCCGCUGCCCAUCAAGGUUGACGGCUUCAGCGUGGGUGCAGUCAUGGGCUACACCGAGCAGCACACGCUCAUUAGCCUGGCCACUGACAACGACAUCCAGGCGUUUCUGAAGGAUAAACGUGCCAUGAAGAUUGGUCUGGACUUCGGCGUGAGCAUGGGCGACAAGGUGGACAAGAACGCGGCGGUGAACACGCAGACCGCGCAGACGGACGCGGCCAGCGGCGCCAAGACCCGCAUCUACACGCUCUCAAAGGGUAUGAUGGUGGACGUAUCGAUGCAGGGCACGUCCGUCGAGCCGGACGUGGAGGACAUCGCCAACUGCUACGGCCAGCACGUGAGCCCCGGCGACAUCCUCACCGGCAAGGUGUCGGCGCCGCGGGAGGCCACGCUCCUCUACAACCAGCUCAAGGCCUGGCUUUAGAGCGUGUGAGGGUGUGGGGUGGUAGUUGUCGCCAUUCCAGGAUGGUUCGAGGAGAGCAUGUGUGGCUUGUGUAAUUUGGGUUGGAAAUUUUUGUGGAUGGUGGGUGGUGGAUGGGCGGCUUCGUGACGGACUGAGAGCGGAUGUGCGUUAGUGUGCGCAUGGGGCGCGCGAUCGGCCAGGAGCCAGAAUCAGACGGCGGCGGAAGCGCGUAGAUGUGCGCGUGUAUGGCGUAGAUGUUGCAAGGGCGGUGUGCAAGCUGCAUGAGGCCCCCUGCGUAGUGGGCGGGCACCAUGAGUACUGCGUUAGAGUUCCGCUCUGGUCUACAUACGCAUUAGUUUCGCAACACUCGUCAAUAGCGUGCCUGGGUGAGCCGUGGGGGGCUCGGGAUCACUGAGCAUGGGCGCAGUGCGGGGCCGUAUGCGCGCGGAGGGAUUCAGACCGCGCGUGCAGGACUGCGGCGGUGAGAUAGAAUGGAAUGCAAACUUUGUGACCAAUCUUAGACGGCGCGGUAAGCUACGAGGAGGCUUGGCACGCUGAGGCAGCUGGCACAGUCCGGGCGCCCGCCACAGCCCUGGCAAAACUCACUUGUUUGAACCGUCGGGCCGUCACGGCCAUGAAAAUUAAUUAACAACAACAGGUUA